AAUAGUCAGUUGCAUUUUGCAUAGUUAGAGGUCAACAAUAGGAGUCAUGCAAAUAAAUAAGUACGUAUAAUUGAGGAAACUUCGAGCAGUUGGAAUUUGAAUUUUGGACUUUUUAGAGUGAUUUACUUACAAUUAGCAUCGUUUUUGCUAAAAUAAAUCAUGGACCCCACCAGAAGAACCUCCUCCACGCUCCCUCCAUCAGACACCUAUACGUCCCUGGAAAUUCAGAAACUUUCCGAAUUUCGAAAAAAAGUUGACCACAUUUUAUUAACCGAAGACCAAAAAGAAGACUCAUUCCUGAUUCGAUGGCUGAGAGCGAGAAAUUUGGACGUGGCCAAGGCGGAAGAAAUGUUGCGAUUUUCUCUCCAGUGGCGUCAGGAGAAUGACAUCGACACCAUUUUGGAAAGAUAUCAAAUGCCCGAAGACUUACGGGAGAGGGCGCCCAUUGCAUAUUGCGGACUUUCAAACGAAGGUUGUGCCGUUUUUGUGGUUCCGUUUGGACGCCAUGAUACGAGAUAUGGGCUGGAAAAGUAUGGGAUUGAAGUCAUGGAACGCUACCAAACUUAUAAUAUGGAAGAAUUUGCGAAAUUAUUGCGCGACGAAGGCAUAAAACAUGGAAGGAAGGUUACGCAAAUGAUUGAAAUUGCGGAUUGUGAAGGGUAUUCCUACUGGCAAAUGUCGUCCAAACUGUGUCGUGAAUACGUCAUAAAAAUGCAGCAACAGAUGGGGAAUCAUUAUCCAGAAUUGAUUCGAUACGUGAUGAUAGUCAACGCUGCAAAAAUAUUUGUCACGCUGUUCUCCAUGUUAAAAGUAGUCAUCCCAAAAAAUACGCUGGAGAAGAUCGAAAUUUUUGGGCCUGACCCUGAAAAAUGGAAGGCUGUCGUGAGGCAAAAGUUUCCCGUCGAAAAUAUUCCAACUCAUUGGGGUGGAACGCUGGAAGGUGUGGAUGAGUAUUGUUCCGGACACGAGAUGUGGAUACAGGGACCUAAAGAUAUGCGACCCCUAAUGCGUGGUCUCACUGAAGCAGACGCCGACUUUCAUAAAACCACAAUUAACGCGAGGGACAAGUUUAUUAAGACGGUUCAAGUUACCGAGAAAAGUACAAUUUUAGAGUGGAAAUUCAAAACGAAUAAUUACAACAUUGCAUUCCAAGUGAACCUUGUUCCAAAUAAUAAUUCUGCGACGACGAGUAACAAAAUCAUUAAUAACUUUUCUACCGGAAGUAAGCGUAAGGAUGAUCGUGUCGCCAUUAUCGUCCCGUAUUCUCGGGUCGACGCGCACAAGGCGGUGCAGGAAGGGUCCCACUGCUGCGAAGUCACGGGGACGUACGCCUUCAUUUUUGACAACUCUUUCAGCCUGAUGAAAAACAAGACGUUGCUUUAUCAAGUUAUAGCCGUAGACCCGGAACCCGAUAAGUUUGAAGAUUCUGGUGAAACAUUAUAACGCAGAUUUUUGUAACGCGGUAAAAUUCUACACAUAAAAUCCAUAAACAUGUUAACUUUAUUUUACGUUAUGUAAAAAGUUUGUUUCGUAAUUUUAUAAAAACUGUAAACUCGUUUAAAGGAAGAUUAUCGUGAAAUAUUACGACGCAGAUUUUUGUACAGUAGUACAAAUUCUGUAAAAUCCAUAAACUUUAAUAUUAUUUUAACCUUUACGUUACGCUAUGUUAUGUAAAAAGUUU
This is a messenger RNA of Folsomia candida, 1681 nucleotides long. Its product is annotated as SEC14-like protein 3. NCBI's taxonomy places the organism in Eukaryota, Metazoa, Arthropoda, Collembola, Entomobryomorpha, Isotomidae. The coding region runs from base 160 to 1443 and encodes 427 amino acids. Gene Ontology annotation, cellular component: cytoplasm. The transcript is spliced from 5 exons. The record is from RefSeq and is a predicted model, not a curated record.